AUGUUGGAAGAUUCCAAUCCCGGCGAAGCCGGGUUAUCGAUGACUGAGUUCAGCGAUGCGCGUUUCAACCAGGAUAGCUCAUGUUUGGUCAUCAGCUGCCCCGCGGGGUUCCGCAUCUACAACUGCAACCCGUUUUCGUUAGCUUGCGAGCGCGACUUGUCUGCCCAUGCGCACGGGAGUGUGAGGACGGUUGAGAUGAUGUAUCGGUGCAACAUUCUGGCGGUGGUCGGCGACGAUAAUGUAUCGUGGAACGCCGAGCAGACGGACCGCGGGUCGGUGCAGUGGACUCGCAACGUGCUGCUGCUGUGGGACGACAAGGACUGCUGUGAGAUAGCUAGGUUGGUGUUCAACAGUAGCAUUACGAACGUGAAGUUGUCGCGCCAUCUGCUGUUAGUGGCUGUUGUGGAUGAGUUGCAUGUGUAUCAUCUGCACGACAUGAAGCUGCUGGAUACGUUCAGCACGUUUUACAACCCUCAGGGUUUGUGCUCGUUGGCCGCCAACGACGACAUGAACAUUAUCGCUUUCCCCAGCCCUACGCGUGGCAUCAUUGGCCUGGCGUACUACCACUUGGACUGUACCAACGGCGCGUUGUUGAGCCGCGAGGGCACGACGAUCCUCGCGCACAAUUCCGACAUUUGCAGCCUGUGUUUGAGCGUCGACGGGCUGUUGGUGGUGUCUGCAUCACGGCGUGGGCGAUUCAUUCGCAUUUGGAACGCGUUUUCGGGCGAGUUGCUCCAGGUGCUCCGCAAGGUCCUCGUCGUGGGCAUGAUCCGCCUCUGCGUGUUGAGUCCGGACGCAACGAUUUUGUGCACAGUGAGCAAACUCAACGUGGUGUUGGUGUACCGUGUGGACCCGCAAUCGCCUAGGAUAAGGAGGACCGUCAGGGAUGAGCCGCCCAGUGCUGCUGACCGGGCCUCCUUUGUGCCCAUCAAUGGAAUGGAUCACAUGAGGUUCUGCCUACAUUUCCGGCUGCUGCAGAGACACCGUUUGUACAAAAUGUUUACAUUUGCGUUCUCGCGCUAUUAUCCGGACGCGCUGGUGGUGGCGUGCACGUUCCUGCCCACGACCAACAACUUGCUGCUGGUGCUAUCAAACGGCCACGUCCAACGUCUGGGCGUCACAGGCCGCUUACGCCUACUUGCAGACCACUCGCUGUAA
Messenger RNA from Babesia ovata, 1158 nucleotides. RefSeq lists its product as uncharacterized. The transcript has a single exon. Bases 1 to 1158 code for a protein of 385 amino acids. Gene Ontology annotation, cellular component: phagophore assembly site membrane; cytosol; extrinsic component of membrane. Lineage: Eukaryota; Apicomplexa; Aconoidasida; Piroplasmida; Babesiidae. The record is from RefSeq and is a predicted model, not a curated record. Gene Ontology annotation, molecular function: phosphatidylinositol-3,5-bisphosphate binding; phosphatidylinositol-3-phosphate binding; protein binding. Gene Ontology annotation, biological process: autophagy of mitochondrion; nucleophagy; protein lipidation.